Perognathus longimembris pacificus (Pacific pocket mouse) is the source of this 1693-nucleotide messenger RNA. It is a transcript of the gene Cxcr4, whose product is annotated as C-X-C motif chemokine receptor 4. Gene Ontology annotation, cellular component: membrane. Lineage: Eukaryota; Metazoa; Chordata; Mammalia; Rodentia; Heteromyidae. Gene Ontology annotation, molecular function: chemokine receptor activity; cytokine binding. The coding region runs from base 92 to 1150 and encodes 352 amino acids. The record is from RefSeq and is a predicted model, not a curated record. Gene Ontology annotation, biological process: immune response; neurogenesis; chemotaxis. The transcript is spliced from 2 exons.
UCGAUUUGUUGGCUGCUGCUGCAGGUAGCAAAGUGGCCCUGAGGACUUGGGUGCUCCAGUAGCCACCGCAGCGGGCGGGCAAGCGGUUACUAUGGAAGCGAUCAGUAUUUACACUUCUGAUAACUACUCAGAAGAAUUGGGCUCAGGGGAUUAUGACGCCAUAAAGGAGCCCUGCUUCCGGGAAGAAAGUACCCAUUUCAACCGGAUCUUCCUGCCCAUCAUCUACUCCAUCAUCUUCUUGACUGGCAUAGUGGGCAAUGGAUUGGUGAUCCUGGUCAUGGGUUACCAGAAGAAAUUGAGAAGCAUGACUGACAAGUAUAGGUUACACCUGUCAGUGGCUGACCUCCUCUUUGUCAUCACCCUUCCAUUCUGGGCAGUUGAUGCUGUGGCGAACUGGUACUUUGGGGACGUCCUAUGCAAGGCGGUCCAUGUCAUCUACACUGUCAAUCUCUACAGUAGUGUCCUCAUUUUGGCAUUUAUCAGUCUGGACCGGUACCUGGCCAUCGUCCAUGCCACCAACAGUCAGAGGCCAAGGAAGCUGCUGGCUGAAAAGGCUGUCUAUGUUGGCGUGUGGAUCCCUGCUGUCCUGCUGACCAUUCCUGAUUUCAUCUUUGCCAGUGUCAGGAAGGCAGAGGAGAAGUAUAUCUGUGACCGCUUCUACCCCAAUGACCUGUGGAUGGUUGUGUUCCAGUUUCAGCACAUCAUGGUUGGCCUUAUCCUGCCAGGUAUUGUCAUCCUGUCCUGCUAUUGCAUUAUCAUCUCCAAGCUGUCCCACUCCAAGGGUCAUCAGAAGCGCAAGGCCCUCAAGACCACAGUCAUCCUCAUCCUGGCUUUCUUUGCAUGCUGGCUGCCCUAUUACAUUGGAAUCAGCAUAGACUCAUUCAUCCUCCUGGAAAUCAUCAAGCAAGGAUGUGAGUUCGAGAACACGGUGCACAAGUGGAUUUCCAUCACUGAGGCCCUUGCCUUUUUCCACUGCUGCCUGAAUCCCAUCCUCUAUGCCUUCCUUGGAGCCAAAUUUAAAACCUCUGCCCAGCAUGCACUUACCUCUGUGAGCAGAGGCUCUAGCCUCAAGAUCCUUUCCAAAGGAAAGCGGGGAGGACAUUCUUCUGUUUCCACUGAGUCUGAAUCUUCAAGCUUUCAUUCCAGCUAACAUUGAUGUAAAAGACUUGUGGUUUAUACAGUAAAGAACUUUUUUUUAAGUUACACAUUUUUUUCAGAUGUAAAAGACUGACUGAUAUUGUACAGUUUUUAUUGACUGUUGGAUUUUGUCUUGUGUUCCUUUAGUUUUUGUAAGGUUUCAUUGACUUAUUUAUAUAAAUAUUUUUGUUUCAUGUUAAUGAGUGUCUAGGCAGGACCUGUGGCCAAGUUCUUAGUUGCUGUGUGUCUGGUUGUAGGACUGUAGAAGAGGGAACUGAACAUUCCAGUGUGUGUGGUAAACCCUGUGAAACUAGAAAUGAUCUUCAGCUAUUUGUGCAUAAAUGAUCUUUCCAUUCCAUUGGACCAUCUCCCUCCCCCGACCCCAUUCUUAAGUUUGAUUACACUAUGUGAUUUUGCUAUAGAAGGUAGCACUUAUAACCAAAGCCUGAAGUGGUAUAGAAAUGCUGGGUUUUCAGUUUUCAAGUGUGGGUUCAUUUCAGCACCUACAAUGUACACUCUUGUUUGUGUUGUUAAUAAAAAAUACGUGAUAAAUGUA